AUGUCGACGAAUAACAAAGGUGUCAAACUCCGAUGCCUUGAACGGCAUUAUAUUAAACAUAACUUUAGUGCGACUGUUGGCGUCCCCUGGCCCCGUGGGAAGUAUUGGCCUGACAGAACCACGUUCACUUGUUCUAAUCAUAUGAAUGGAUCCAUCGCUUUACAAUCAUGGGUAAUCGCGUACUGGCCAGAUGGGUCAAUCAAAUGGACCGCGCAUGCCUUCGCGGCCGACACCGACGUGGCUAGCAGCUAUUCAGUGGAAGCAAUCCCAACGACGCCUAACCACCUUGAGUCUGUUAGCACAGGUAUUUUGAUAAAGCAGGAUACAUGUACAGGAUCCAUAGAGGUUGACACUGGCAAGGUCCGCGUGGUCUUUCCUACCACCGGCUCGGAGUUAAUCAAGAGUAUCGUCUUGAAUAAUGGGACGACAAUUGGCCAAAAUGGCCGACUGGUAUUGAGCUCAAAAGCAUCGCUUCCAACGGAGACAGAAAACUCAGAUAACCACCAAUUUCUGAGCAGCAUUGAAAAUGUAAACAUUGACCAGGAAGGCCCCAUAAGGGCUCUAUUGACCGUGCGCGGAAACCACCGUGCGGUUGAUACUGACAGUCGCCCACAAUCACCAUGGCUCCCUUUCAUUGUGCGAUUUUAUCUAUAUUAUAAUUCAGAUUCCAUCCGGAUUGUCCAUACAAUCACGUAUGAUGGGGAUCCACAAACGAGCUUCAUUAGCGGCAUCGGUAUUCAGUUUGAUGUUCCGUUGAAAGAUGAACUACCUUGCAACCGGCACGUCCGUUUUGCAGGUGUUGAUGAUGGCGUUUUUGGGGAGGCCGUACAGGGUGUUACCGGUCUUCGCAGAAAUCCAGGAUUGAGUGUCCGCACGGCUCAGAUUAACGGCGAAUCUCUUCCUCCUAUUGGUACCUGGCUUGACGAGGUUGGAGAUUAUAUGAAGUGGGUGCCAUGCUGGAAAGAUUACAGCCUUUCCCAACUAUCACCAGACGGAUAUACUAUGAAGAAAAGAACUGCAGCAGGGCACAGCUGGGUCAAUAUUCCUGGCGGUACUCAAGCUGGUGGGCUUGGAUACCUUGGCGGUGCAACUCGAGGAGGUCUAGGGCUAGGAAUGCGUUAUUUUUGGGAACGAUACCCGACCGGCUUAGAUAUUCGAAAUGCCACCGAAGCCACUGGAGAAAUCACGCUGUUGUUGUACAGUCCAUCCGCAGAAGCAAUGGAUCUCCGCCCAUAUCACGACGGACUGGGCCAAGAAACCUACGACGAGGAGCUUGAUGCCCUGCGUAUCACAUAUGAAGACUGGGAGCAUGGGGUAGGAACGCCUUUUGGAAUUGCACGGACGAACGAGAUCUUUCUUUUCGCCUUUGAUCAUACCCCCACGUCUGCACAGCUAAGCAGUUCGGUACAGUAUAUGCGGAACCCACCGGUGGUGAUUCCAGACCCUGAGUAUAUCCUAGAAACAGGCGUAUUAGGCACAUUUUGGUCAAGGAGUGUCCCCACAGAGAAUACAACCCCGGCAGAAGCGGAAAUUAACCGAAACCUUGACUUUCUGUUCGAGUUUUACAAGACACAGAUAUCUCAGCGCCGAUGGUACGGCUUCUGGGAUCAUGGGGACAUCAUGCACACUUAUGACGGAGACCGCCACUCCUGGUGCUAUGAUAUAGGUGGCUAUGCCUGGGACAACUCCGAACUCUCUCCUGACUUGUUCUUCUGGUUAUACUUUUUGCGGACGAGCAGGAAGGACGUGUACCGCCUGGCUGAAGCCCUUACCAGGCACACGGGGGAGGUGGACGUGUACCAUAUCGGGCCAUGGAAGGGGCUUGGAACACGACACGGAGUCCAGCAUUGGAGCGAUAGUUGUAAGCAGGCUCGCAUAUCGAACGCCCUGUAUAGAUGGAUCUUCUUUUACCUCACGGGAGGCGAUGAGCGCACUGGCGAGCUGCUAGACGAGACACUGCAUUCAGAAAAGACUUUCUUAGCUCUAGACCCAUACCGUAAGGUGCGAAGGGACAAAGCGUCUUAUAAGCCUACCGUUGAAGCUGUGUCCAUCUCGUUGGGAACCGAUUGGUCCGCCUUUGCAGCAGCAUGGUUCAUCUCCUGGGAGAGACGAGCACCCGGUUGGGAGGAGGCGAAAAGCAAAUUGUUAUCGUCCAUGGCCGGCAUAUCUCAGCUCCACAAUGGCUUUGUGACUGGGAUGGCUCUUUACGACACCCAGACAGGGCAAAUCCAUCCUCCCUCUCACGAUUUAGCAAACCAAGGAGUCGUCCAAAUCUCCCAUCUUUCCGCCAUGUUCGGCCUGUUUGAGAUCUGCGCGGUGCUUGUCAAUUGCCUAGGAAGUGAUUUACCGAGCGGUUUUGAGAAAGCAUGGGUUGAUUAUUGUCUUUAUUUCAAUUCCACCGCAGAGGAACAGUCACAGCGGUACGGAGUAGGUUUUGGAAAUCUGAUAUUGCGCCAGGGACAUUCUCGUUUGACAGCAUAUGCGGCCAAUAGGCUUGAAGAUUCGGUUUUAGGGCAACGUUCCUGGAAGGAGUUCUAUAAUGGUGAUGGUUAUGCGCCAGAUUUGCCAUGGGUCAGCCGGUCGGUAACUGGAUGUCUCGUCCCAGUGAAUGUUGAGGAAGCGAACUGGAUAUCAACCAAUCUUUCGUCGCUUUAUGGUCUGGCGGCGAUCCAGAAUCUUGCUCUGGUGAGAAGAGCUUUGGCUUAG
Messenger RNA from Aspergillus pseudonomiae, 2706 nucleotides. RefSeq lists its product as uncharacterized. The record is from RefSeq and is a predicted model, not a curated record. The transcript has a single exon. Lineage: Eukaryota; Fungi; Ascomycota; Eurotiomycetes; Eurotiales; Aspergillaceae. Bases 1 to 2706 code for a protein of 901 amino acids.